Messenger RNA from Brettanomyces nanus, 204 nucleotides. RefSeq lists its product as uncharacterized. The record is from RefSeq and is a predicted model, not a curated record. NCBI's taxonomy places the organism in Eukaryota, Fungi, Ascomycota, Pichiomycetes, Pichiales, Pichiaceae. Bases 1 to 204 code for a protein of 67 amino acids. The transcript has a single exon.
AUGGAGAGGGAUGAGAGUGGAAUGGAUGAGAGUGAGUUGGGUGAGGAUGAAAUGGAUGAGGACGGGAUGGAUGAGGACGGGAUGGAUGAGGACGGAAUGGAUGAGGAUGAAACUGACGAAGACGGGAUGGAUGAGGAUAAAAUAGAUGAGGACGUCUCUGGAAGAGAACAAAUUGAGUCAGUAGAAUUGUUGGACAAACAGUGA